AUGCAUCUGUCUACUCUUAGUGACACCGUGCUAGCCUGCCUUACAGUGGUGGGUACUGUGGUGUGUGUUGUGGAUUUGGUGUUGUUGAGGCGUGGCGGUGGCUCUGGCGAUGGUGUUGUGGUUAUUGUGGUGAUGAUGUGGUUGAUGCGGCCUUUGUGCUCUCUCAAACCCUUCCGAAAGCUGCCGGAUUUUUUCGUCUUCAGCGACCCGAGUACUUCGCUUGGCUUGUCCGUUCAGUUUCCAAGUGCCGUUGCUGAGAUGGGUCGUGUGCGUACUAAGACGGUGAAGAAGUCCUCCCGACAGGUGAUCGAGAGAUAUUACUCUAAAAUGACUUUGGAUUUCCACACGAACAAAAAGGUCUUGGAGGAAGUUGCCAUUAUUCCUUCCAAGCGUCUGAGGAACAAGAUUGCUGGCUUCUCUACCCACCUGAUGAAGCGGAUACAGAAGGGUCCUGUUCGUGGCAUCUCACUCAAACUGCAGGAGGAGGAACGUGAGAGGCGCAUGGACUUUGUGCCCGAUGAGUCUGCCAUUAAGACUGAUGUCAUCGAAGUUGACCAGGAGACUCAUGACAUGCUUACUGCCCUUGGCAUGGCUGACCUUCCUGGAGUUAUUAAGCAGACUAUUGAACCACAGACACUGCCUACUGCCCCUGCUUAUGGCCGAGGUGGUGCUGGUGGUUCUGGAAGGAGGUACUGA
This is a messenger RNA of Fraxinus pennsylvanica, 696 nucleotides long. The record is from the annotation of a GenBank genome assembly. Lineage: Eukaryota; Viridiplantae; Streptophyta; Magnoliopsida; Lamiales; Oleaceae.